Molecule: messenger RNA, 981 nt
Organism: Diaporthe amygdali
Lineage: Eukaryota; Fungi; Ascomycota; Sordariomycetes; Diaporthales; Diaporthaceae
Exons: 4
Coding region: 1-981 (326 amino acids)
Source: RefSeq, a predicted model, not a curated record
AUGGACAACGACAACCAGCAAGCCGAUCAGGGCAGCAGGCCUAGACGUCUGCGUCAAAAGGACCUCGAGGAGCUUCGCGAAAAACACGAUAAUGGCGAGGACAAACUCAUUCCCAUUUGGCAGCGAGCUGGUCCCAAAGAGCCUCUCACCCUUGUCAUCCAGGGCUUCUCCCGCUCCGCCCUCAUGACCUUCAGUCCUGUCUGGAAGAAGGAGCUCGAGGCAAACCCUUCCUCGCUGGUACUCCGGGGACCACACCUAGGUGUUUACAAGCUGAUUCUAGACUGGAUCAACCUGUGCAUCGCGGAGGGAAAUGAUGUCAAAUUCCCCGAUAUUGAAGAGCCCGAGAACGAGCCUGAGGAGCAUGGACUCGACUACGAGCGCCCGCACCAGCUUCACGUCCUUCUCCAGAUCAUCGCUGCAGCGAACCACCUGGAGAUCCCGGAGGCUUCCCUUCAGACCGGCUUAAAGAAGCGUGCGCCCGGACACGCCCGCAAGCACGUCAUUAGCCUUGACUUCGUCGAGCGCAUCUACAGCGAGGAGAAUUACGCCGAGUACACCGAUGACCUACGAGAGAUCGCCGCCAUCUCGAUCUUUGAAGCCUGGUGGACCUUCAAGCUUGAUGGCCCGGAGUCUGACCAGUACAUCUCUUGGCUCGAGCAGAUGCGUGUUGACUAUCCCCAGCUUGACGCAGAUCUGCACCAGCAGUUCGACAAGAAGAAAGAGUUCAUCGAGUCCAAGCGCGAGGAGCGAAGGCGUGCCCGUGAUGCCGAGGUUUCUGCUCCCUCCGCUGAGAACGGCUUUGACAAUCCUGGUGACCCCAUUGCCACUGGUGGCUGGGACUCUGUGGACGGCGCUGGCGGAGCUGAUGGCGAUGGAUGGAACCAGGCUGCCGCGAUGCUGACUACUGAGGGCGGCGCGGAUUGGGACAAGGCUACGGAGGAGGCGCCUUCCUGGGCGGCUCCCGCUACCAGCAUAUGGUAG